AGGGCUUGUUGUUAGGGUGAACUGGGGACUAGAAAUGGGAUGCGGGCGGGAGGAAAGUAGUGUAGGUGCAGGUGGCAGUCAUAAGUGUCCCAUAAGUCUGAAUGUCUGAAUGUCUGAACUGUGUAGAUUUAAGGAGCAUUAAAGAGGCAAAAUAAUAGCAAGUGCUUGUGUAAUGCUUAGCGUGGGCCAGGCACUGUUCUAGAUGCUUGUUUCAUUUAAUCCUGACAGCAACCUUAUGAGGUUUGAAUGAGAAGAGAAGACAUGUGGCCUGAGCUUGAGAGAAACAAGUGGUAAAAGAGGGUUGUUUUUAGAGUGCGUGAGGUUUGAGUAUGUUUAUAGGCAACCAGGAAGGACUCAGGAGACAGCAAGAGGUUGGUGGUACAGGGCAGAGAGGAAGGGAUAAUUAGUGGAGUUUUCUGAAGAAUCUGGAAGAAUGGGAUCCAGGGCUCCAGUGGGAGACAUGGCUGUGAACAAGGGAGACACCCGCUCCUUUGAGAGAAUAUGAAACCAAAUCAGAUAUCAAGGAGUUUGUUCCAAAGCAGGAAGUAUCAGAAGAAACAGAGAUACACUGAGCCACCUCCAGAGCACUCUGGAAUAAUGAUUCCCAAGAAUGCAAGAUUGGAGCAUUCAAAAAUUGGGAAGACAGUUUGAAUAUUCAUCAGAGAGAUCCAGGGAGAUACUGAGGACGAGGACUAGAAAUAUAAGGCCAGCAGAAAUCAAGGAUGUAAAAAUCUCCCUAGAGAAGGAAAGCCAGAAAGGUAAAGAAUUUGAUAACUUCUUUAAUCUAAGCUCAAAAAGUAUUUCACAUUCGAGAAUUCACAGGGAGAAGAACAAGGGGCCAGUUUCAGAAGUCAAAAUACAAGUCACAACUUACGAAAGGCUUCAGAGUGUAGCCCCUCCGGCAGCCAGGUUUAGAGAAGCCCUAGCGGGGAAGGGAAGUGCAAAGAGGCAUCAGGGAAGCCAGGCAGGACCCAGAGCAAGGAGAAGGAAGAGAGUUUCCACAGGUGUUGCCUUCAGAGACAGGAGUGCCCUUGACAAGGAAAGAGGGCAACAAAACUACCCAGGAGAGAAACCCUUUAUCUGUAAGGAGUGUGGAAAAGCCUUUGGUCAGAGUGCAAGCCUUAUCGUGCACCAAAGAAUUCACACAGGGGAGAAACCUUUCCUAUGUAAUGAAUGCGGAAAAGGUUUCAGACAGAGAUCACACCUCAUACAACAUCAGAGGAUCCAUACUGGUGAGAAACCCUAUGAAUGCCAGGAAUGUGGGAAGACCUUCAGCCAGAGCUCAAAUCUCAUAGUUCAUCAGGGCAUCCACACUGGAGAGAAAUCUUUUGAAUGUGGUGAGUGUGGGAAAGCCUUCAGCUGGAGUUCAGGCCUCACUGUCCAUCAGAGGAUCCACACGGGGGAGAAGCCAUUUGAGUGUAAUGAAUGCGGCAAAGCUUUCAGUUGUAGUUCAUACCUUAUUGUGCAUCAGAGAAUUCACACAGGGGAGAAACCCUAUCAGUGUAAUGAGUGUGAAAGAGCCUUUGGCCAGAGCUCCCAUCUUAUUCUCCAUCAGACAACUCAUGCCCAGAAGAAACCUCAGCUGGCUACUUGGAUUAGGGCCCACUGUUAAUGGGGCAGAGUUGAAUGGUCAUGUUAUAUGCUUGCCUUCAGCCAGGCCAGCAUCUCAUAAAUACUAGGAAGUAUGUGAGAGGUCAUGGACUGUUCAUUGCUGGAAAUCUGGGUCCACAAACUCACUCUGCUUGUAUGGUGUUUUAUUCACUUGCCUUGUUUUUGUACGUGUGCCUCCAGUCAGAUUUGGAGUUCCAAGAGGUAGAUGCCAGGUCCUGUCUUCCACUUUGAUUGACAGGAAACUGAGGAGCUCUUCAUUUCUACAAAGUUGAUUAAAUUUUAAUUCAUUGAGAACUUCCUCUUAUCAAGAAACUCUUAAUCUGAUAAUCUUGCAAGAUCUCACCUGCUUUGAAGAUUUGUAAUUUUUCCAAUGUAACUCCAGCACAUUAAAGCUUACUUACUUUUCAUUGUUAUUUCAAAGCUUUAAUGUGCUAGAGUUGGGAAGCUUAGAAGGCCCACUGUGAGCAGUACUAAAAUUUAGAAUGUCACAUCCUCAUUCAAAUGUAGGCUGCCUUUAGGAAUGACCAAAACAGCGAAGGAUACAUAGGAUGAUAGAAUCAUGAAUCAAAGGAACCCUACCAGACCAGAACUGCAGACCAAAGUUAACAAGAUGAAGUAUUAAACCCUGUCCAUAGGGCUAAGGAGUCUGAGCCUCUCAGAACAGAAGUGUUCUGUCAGAAACACUGCAAUCUUUCACCAUUAGACAUGCUAGAGGGGUGUCUUUAAAAAUAUCCUUCUCUCUCAUCUUCAGUUGCUAGCUGCUCAGGGAUGAGAUCCUAGUCUUAGGGCCUGUUCUCUUCUCUCUAGACCAUAGAGCUUGACUUUUCCUUACAAGGAAAUAAAACAGAUCAUGUGUGUGUAUAAAAUUAAAAAGUAAUAUCCUAAUCAUCUGCCACUUACACAAAAAGAAAUUUAUUACCUUUAGACUAAAGGAAAAAUAUAAUAGGAAUGCAAUAUGUCUCAGUAUGUGCAGUCAUGUGCCACAUAAUUAUGUUUUGGUCAACAACAGACCACAUAUUUGAUGGUAGUCUCAUAAGGUAAUGGAGCUGAGAAAUUCCUAUGGCCUAGUGACUCUGCAGCUGUCAUAAUGUGGUAGCACAAUGCAUUACUCACAUGUUUGUGGUGAUGCUGGUGUAAAGCUGACCAUGUUGCCAGUUAUGUAAAAGGAUAGCACAUGCAGUUAUGUACAGUGCAUAAUACUUGAUAAAUAAAUGACUGUGUUACUGGU
Messenger RNA from Pan troglodytes (chimpanzee), 2839 nucleotides. Its product is annotated as zinc finger protein 239. The transcript is spliced from 3 exons. Gene Ontology annotation, biological process: regulation of transcription by RNA polymerase II. The coding region runs from base 611 to 1612 and encodes 333 amino acids. Lineage: Eukaryota; Metazoa; Chordata; Mammalia; Primates; Hominidae. Gene Ontology annotation, molecular function: RNA polymerase II cis-regulatory region sequence-specific DNA binding; DNA-binding transcription factor activity, RNA polymerase II-specific. The record is from RefSeq and is a predicted model, not a curated record.